Benincasa hispida (wax gourd) is the source of this 534-nucleotide messenger RNA. NCBI's taxonomy places the organism in Eukaryota, Viridiplantae, Streptophyta, Magnoliopsida, Cucurbitales, Cucurbitaceae. The record is from RefSeq and is a predicted model, not a curated record.
AUGAAACUGGACGAUGAUUUGUGGGCAUAUCGUACUGCUUAUAAGAUACCCAUAGGCAUGUCACCAUAUGCGUUAGUGUUUGGAAAGGCUUGUCAUCUGCCGUUGGAACUAGAAUAUAAGGUAAUGUGGGCAGUUAAGAAACUUAACUUUGAUCUUAAGGCUGCAGGAGAAGAGAGAGAACUUCAGCUACUAGAGCUGGACGAGUGGAGAUUACAGGCGUAUGAGAAUUCCAAAAUUUACAAAGAACGUGCCAAGCGAUGGUAUGAUAAGCGUCUUUGUGAGAAAAACCUCAAGGCAAGUCAAAGGGUAUUACUGUUCAACUCUAGGCUACAUCUCUUUCCUGGAAAACUGAAGUCGCGUUGGUUUGGGCCUUUCAUAAUUAAGGAAGUAUUCCCGCAUGGAGCAGUGGAAUUGACCAACGAAGAUGGGACCAACGCAUUUAAAGUGAAUGGACAAAGAGUAAAUAUGUAUCAUGGAGGAGAUUUCCAAUGUGAGAAAACCUCCAUUGACUUGGGUAAGAGAUUUCCAAUGUGA